Molecule: messenger RNA, 1541 nt
Organism: Dromaius novaehollandiae (emu)
Lineage: Eukaryota; Metazoa; Chordata; Aves; Casuariiformes; Dromaiidae
Product: cytochrome P450 2C11-like
Exons: 9
Coding region: 1-1470 (489 amino acids)
Biological process (GO): xenobiotic metabolic process
Cellular component (GO): cytoplasm; intracellular membrane-bounded organelle
Molecular function (GO): iron ion binding; oxidoreductase activity, acting on paired donors, with incorporation or reduction of molecular oxygen, reduced flavin or flavoprotein as one donor, and incorporation of one atom of oxygen; heme binding
Source: RefSeq, a predicted model, not a curated record
AUGGAGCUGGCGGGGACCCUGCUGCUGCUGGCCCUGCUGGCCCUGCUGGCCCUGUGGGGCUGGCGGCCGCGGGGCCGGACCCUGCCGCCGGGGCCCCUAGCGCUGCCCGUCAUCGGCAACCUGCUGCAGCUGCGGGCCGCCGACACCUGCGAGGCGUUUCGCAAGCUCAGCGAGAAGUACGGCCCCGUGUUCAUGCUGCGCCUGGGCUCGGAGCCCACCGUGGUGCUCUUCGGCUACGACGUGGUGCGGGAGGUGCUGGUGAGCCGCAGCGAGGAGUUCACCGACCGCGGCCGCUUCCCCUCCUCCGAGAAGAUCGGCAAGGGCCUGGGACUCUUCAUGAGCAACGGGGAGACGUGGCUGCAGACCCGCCGCUUCGCCCUCUCCACCCUGCGGGACUUCGGCAUGGGCCGCCGCAGCAUCGAGGAGCAAGUGCAGGAGGAGACGGGGCUGCUGCUGCAGGAGCUGGCGGCGAGCAGAGGGCAGCCCCUGAACCCCGGGCUCCUGCUGAGCGCCGCCGUGGGCAACGCCAUCAGCCGCAUCCUCUUCGGCGAGCGCUUCAGCUACCGCGACCAGGAGUACCUGCACGUCCUCCGGCUGCUCGCGGAGAACUUCCACCUGGAGAGCUCUGUCGCCGGGCAGCUCUACAACAUGAUGCCCAGCAUCAUGGACCGCCUGCCCGGCCCCCACCAAACCUUCUUCCGGAACAGCUUCUUCGUCCAGGACUUCCUGGCCAGGAAGAUCGCGGAGCACGAGGCCACGGUGGCUUUCGACGCCCCCCGGGACUUCACGGACGCCUUCCUGCGCAAGAUCGAGCAGGAGAAGGGGAAGCCGGAGACGGUCUUCACGCGGGAGAACUUGAUAGUGACGCUGUUCGACAUGUUCCUGGCCGGGUCGGAGAGCACCAGCACCUCCAUCCGCUACUGCCUCAUGCUGCUGCUGGAGCACCCGGCCGUGGCAGCCAAGGUGCAGGAGGAGAUCGAGCGGGCGGUGGGGCGGGAGCGGGCGCCGGCGCUGCGGGACCGGGCGGCCUUGCCCUACACCGAGGCCGUCAUCCACGAGGCCCAGCGCUGCCUGGACUUGGUGCCCCUGGGCUUCGUCCGCACCGUGACGCAGGACACGCAGCUCCGCGGCUUCACCAUCCCCAAGGGCUGCACCAUCUACCCGGUGCUGAGCUCGGCGCUGCGCGACCCCCGGCAGUUCCGCAACCCCGAGGCCUUCGACCCCGGCCACUUCCUGGACGAGCACGGCGCCUUCAAGAAGAACGAAGCCUUCUUGCCCUUCUCGGCGGGGAAGCGCAUGUGCCUGGGGGAGAGCCUGGCGCGGACGCAGCUCUUCCUCUUCCUCACCGCCAUCCUGCAGCGCUUCCGGCUGCGGCGCCCGCCCGGCGCGGCCCCCGUGGACCUGCGCCCCGCCGUCAGCGGCAUCCUCAACAUGCCGCAGCCCGUGGAGCUCUGCUUCUGCCCGCGCUGAGGGGCCCCGGCGGAGGCCCCCGGCCCGCCGCCCGCUUGCGUCGGGAACUAAAGUGCAUUUUUUGCCCCUCG